Messenger RNA from Pteronotus mesoamericanus, 2684 nucleotides. RefSeq names its product zinc finger protein 239 (gene ZNF239). NCBI's taxonomy places the organism in Eukaryota, Metazoa, Chordata, Mammalia, Chiroptera, Mormoopidae. Bases 1007 to 2224 code for a protein of 405 amino acids. The transcript is spliced from 6 exons. The record is from RefSeq and is a predicted model, not a curated record.
GUGUGAACAGGAAGUAGCGUUGAUCCACCCUUGGCUUUCUGGGACUUGCAGUUCGCCGUGGGCGUGGCGAAGACGGAAGACGCUAGAUGCAAUCCGGGACCCUGCGCUUCUGGGUAUUAGAUUCACGUGGGAAAUGAGCCGUGUUUGGCUGCUGGCACCUCUGCAGAGGGUUGUCGGACGGUGGAGAUGUAGGAGUCCCAGGGAGAGUCUCCGGGCUGGAGACCCGAAAGCCUGAUUGGGCGGCCGUGGGAAGGCGCGCGACAAGGUAUAGCUCUAACUUUCCGGAACUCUGUCUGUCCUGAGAGGAGGGAAUUAUCAAGUUCCGGGCGAGUUGGGGUUUCUUCUCCGAUAGUGCUAUCUCCCUGAGAAUGCACAUUGGAGACCUGUGACCUUGAGGAGAAACUGCCGCUUGCUUGUUAUCACUUUCUCUACUGGUGACCAGUAGAGGAGUCAAGUCAUUCCUGUUGUCCUCAGUUUCCUGAGGAAGGAGUCGGUGGUGCCCCAUCAGCCUCAAGCUUAAGUUGCAGCAAAUUGAAGACAACUAUAUAGUGAAGAACAAACUCCAAAGAAAUCAAUGAAGCACCAUGGUCUUAUAUUCACCAUAUUAUACUGGUGUGUACAUCCUCAGCUGACACCCAGCCCUCUUUGGUGCAUGCAUGUUCUACUUAUAAGAGACACCUCUAAUGACUGUGCUUGGGAUGGAUAUAAUAAGAAUCCAGAUGGUCGAUGGCGUCGACUCUUUUAUUGUGGCUGCCUUUUCAGACAGGAAACUUGAAUGAAAAUUCUGUAGAGACUCCAAGAAAAAGGACUUUGGGAUCUAUUACAUAAAGACCAUUCCUGAUGGCUGAUUUGAAGGGAUGCCAGUACAAUAAGUGCAGAGUCUUCAGGAGGUGUACAGGAACCCUGAACUAGAUCUUUCCCCUUGUCAAAAUGGGGAGAAGCAUCUUCUCACGUUUCCAGAAAUAAGAGUAGUGUUGUGACCCUUCAAAGUGAUGAUUUCAAAAACAUGGAAAGUGAAGAAUAUUUUUCUUUGAAAGUUCCAAGCGAAAUGGCCACACAGGACUCCUCAGUAACAUUUUGUAAGAAUGAGCCCCAGGAUCCUAAGAAAAGCAAAAGUCUCUUUGUAAAUGGAAGAAACACUAAGAGAAAAGUGUUAAGAGGGAAAAGCCCCCUUCCCAUAAACAAUUGUUCAGAGACCCUUCAUAUUAAAUUUGUGUCUAAUGUAAUAGAACUGGCCUCACCAUUGUUCAGUGGGGAAGUAAUUUGCCAGAAUAGCCUUUUAAAAGAAUCCUUGGAUCCCUUAGACAGUAACUGUAACAACAUUUGUGGUUGGGAAUCCAGAGUGGUCAGUCAUCAGAGAGCUCAUGCAGAGGAGCAUCCCUGUAACCAUUAUGACUCCGGCAAAAUACCUAAAAUCAGCUUAAAGAGUCCUCCAUGUGAGAAUAUCCACAUUGCAGAGAAACAAUACCAAUGCAGUUGGUGUGGUAAGGACUUCAGUGAGAGCUCAGAACUACUACUACAUCAGAGAAACCACACAGAAGAAAAGCUGUACAAGUGUGAGCAGUGUGGGAAGGGCUUUGCAAGGAGCUCGAGCCUCCUUAUCCAUCAAGCAAUCCACACUGAUGAGAAACCUUAUAAGUGUGACAAGUGUGGGAAGGGCUUCACAAGGAGUUCAAGUCUGCUCAUUCAUCACGCAGUCCAUACAGGCGAGAAACCUUAUAAAUGUGACAAGUGUGGGAAGGGCUUUAGUCAGGGCUCCAAACUGCAUAUCCACCAGCGAGUACACACAGGUGAGAAGCCCUAUGAGUGUGGGGAGUGUGGAAUGAGCUUCAGUCAGCGCUCUAACCUGCACAUCCACCAGCGAGUCCACACAGGAGAGAGGCCCUACAAAUGUGGAGAGUGUGGGAAGGGCUUUAGUCAAAGUUCAAACCUUCAUAUUCAUCGGUGCAUACACACGGGGGAAAAACCUUACCAAUGCUAUGAGUGUGGGAAGGGCUUCAGCCAAAGCUCAGAUCUCCGCAUCCAUCUCAGAGUCCACACUGGGGAGAAGCCCUAUCACUGUGGCAAGUGUGGGAAGGGAUUUAGCCAGAGCUCCAAACUCCUCAUCCACCAGAGAGUACAUACUGGAGAAAAGCCGUAUGAGUGCAGCAAGUGUGGGAAGGGCUUCAGUCAGAGCUCCAACCUCCACAUCCACCAGCGGGUUCACAGGAAAGAUCCCUGUUAAAGAGCUCUUUGAUUACAUUCUUGUACUCUAAAGACUUAAGUAUUUUUAACAUCACUCUUCCCUCUAUAUUCAAUGAAGGAGAGAGACAAUGAGUUAUUAAGCUAGGUUCCCUCACUGAAAAUCAUUCAUUCAUUUAAAGUAUUUAAGUGCCAAAAACUUUUGUUAUGCUAUACAAUGAACUGCUUGUUCUAGUUCCUUAGAUGGGUAGAGCGAAAACAUCUGCACUCUGUAGUUCAGCCAGUGUUAGAACUAUAUUCCCUACCCAGCAUUUAUAAAGCUAGAACUUUACAUUUAUCUAAGCACAGCAUGUUUCCUUUGUUUACAGUCUCUGAGAAAAUGGAACACUGAUUUACCUUCAAAACAUCUACCUAGUGUUUUUCACAUUUCUUUCCAGCCCUGAGUACCCCUGAGUAACCUAUAAUUGUAUAAUAUGUUGGUUUUAAGCCAAGGGGUAGUUGGA